AUGUUUAUUUGCCCGCACUGUAGAGAUAAAUUGAACGGUCAAUCGAUCGGUGCUUAUGUGGCUGACAUGAUAGAUAAACAACCUCCCCCGAAUUCACAACAGCUUAUUGAUUUACCGGCUCAAGUGCAAAAACUUGCCGAGAACACCGUUUGUGAUGUGACCAACGUUAGUAUGUACUACCAGAACGUGCGUGGAUUGAAAACGAAGAUUGACGAUAUCUUUUUGGCGACCAAUGACUGCAACUACGAUGUGAUUAUGCUAACCGAGACGGGAUUGAAUGACAGUAUACUCUCACCACAGCUUUUCGGCAGUGCCUUCAACGUAUUUCGAUACGAUCGGAGUCCAAUGAACAGCAAUAAACGUUCUUUCGGAGGUGUUUUGAUCGCUGUCGCACGGCAUCACACUAGCACAAUCUUUGAAUCUGUACAUGCAAACUGUCUUGAGCAGAGUAACGAUAGUACUAUCGUUGAUGCUCACGUCGCUUCCGUUCGAGACUUUUUUGCGAGCAGCGCAGACGAUUGCACGUUGAUGUUAGAUGAGCUAUGGGAAGAGUUUAAUGAGCUACAGGCUGAGAUUGAGUGCGAACACGAAUUGUGUGACGAAACCUCGUCUGUACGUAUUGCCUUUGAAACGGAUUACUUUCAGUUGAAAGGAUCACUUGCCGAAAAGAUCGCUGCUGUCGCCCCUGCCGCGAAUCCUAUUAGACCGCCUUCGUCACCUGUUGCUUCACCUGCACACGCCCUACCCGUUCGUUUGCCUGAGAUAAAGAUUCCCGAAUUCGACGGAAACUUUGACGAAUGGACAAACUUUUACGAUUUGUUUCUCACAUUAAUACACACAAACCCUCAGCUCUCAUCAGUACAGAAAUUUCAAUACCUCAAGGCUGUGCUGAAAGGAAAGGCUCUUCGUUUAGUCCAAUCACUUGCAGUAUCGACUGCAAAUUACACAAUUGCGUGGGAUAGUUUAAGAAAACGGUAUGAUAACACAAAUUUGCAAAUUAAGCAACAUUUUUCGGCGUUGCUGUCUACGACUGCUAUCCGUAAGGAAUCCGCGGAAGCAUUAUCAAACCUCGCGGAUGAAUUCGACAAGCGUGUGUGUGUAUUCAACAAAUUAGAGAACUGUGAUGAUCACUGGAACUCGUUUCUCGUAGAGCUUCUCAGUAGUAAGUUGGAUCUCAAAACGCAAAGGGAAUGGGAAUCUCAGCUGGAGAAUGAUCGUCGCCCUCUAUACACUGAUUUAAUAUCCUUCAUACAGAAACGGUCUCGUAUUCUACAAUCGAUUAUGCUCUCCCAACCAUCGCUACAGGUCGUCACCAAGCUUGAAUCUAAGUUGGAGACCAGGACUGUACGCAGCAAAACAUCACUCUAUCAUUCUACCAACAAUGAUAACAUUCCGAAAUGCGCAAUCUGCAAACAAUCACAUUCGGUUCCUCAGUGCGAGGAUUUCAAAAGGCUAUCUCCGCAAAAGAGAUUUGAUUUGGCUAAAAAACAUGGACUUUGUUUAAAUUGCCUACGAUCAUCACAUAUGAUGAAAAACUGCUCCGCCGGACCGUGCCGCACGUGUAAUAAACGACACCAUACUUUACUGCACUUGCAUUCCUCUGGUUCACGGACAAAUCAAAUGGAUGAUCAAACCACUGUUGCUGUACAAAUGGCCCAAUGUGCAAAAUUCAAUCAAUCGGCAUCGGUCGUCGAAGCGCCGCCGUCGGUUCUGUGCAUUUCCGAUCAAUGUCACGAGGUCCCUCCGGUCACUGGACCUGCCCCGUCGCCUCCGGAUGGGCAUAGUACUCGUUCGCAAUCGUUCGUUUCGCCGUCGGUUUCGAAUUUCAUACCGUCAGGCUCUGCUCUAACUUCGUCACAGGUGACAAACUGUCAAGCCGCUGUCCCUGUACCUUCGCUUGUAUCAAAGACCAAACAAACAUCGGUCUUCAUGCUGACCGCUUACAUUCGAGUUAAAGACACCGAUGGUAAUUACCAUCACGCUCGCGCCUUACUCGAUUGCGCAUCAGAAGCAAAUUUUGUCACAGAAUCACUGGCUCAAAGGCUUCGUUUAAAACGAGCUCCCGCAAAUAUCGAUGUAUACGGUAUCAGUCAAUCCGUAAAAAAAGUUAAACAGCAAGUCCCUAUUGUCAUCUCAUCUCGUGUUCGUUCGUAUAGAUCCAGUAUGACGUUUCUAAUUCUACCGUCAUUAACCAGAAUAUUGCCCACAAAUCCAAAAUUUAACAUAGCGCACGAUGUUGAUAUGAUCAUUGGCAUCAAAUCGUUCUUCGCAAUCUUGGAGGAUGAUCAAUUCACAUUAGGAAGUGGCUUACCUAUACUACGUAAAACUGUUUUUGGAUAUGUAGUAGCAGGUGAAGCAUUCGAAAGCAACAACUCUACCAUCGUGUGCAACGUUUCUACUGUUGACAACCUAACGUCAGCAGUUCGCAAAUUCUGGGAGGUGGAAAGUUUCGAGAAUGCUCCUGACGGUCGUUACGUGGUUCGUUUGCCGAUUCGAGACGAGAUGCUAUCUGCUUUAGGAGAAUCGGUUGGUGUGGCGAAGCGCAGACUAUUGAACAACGAAAAGGCGUUAUCAUCAAAGCCACAAUUGCGCUCAGAAUACUCUAAGUUCAUGGAUGAGUACCAAACACUAGGGCAUAUGGAAAAAGUAGUGCCUGACUACUCGAUCCCACACUUUUUUCUUCCACAUCAUGCAGUUCAAAAGCCAGAUAGUACAACUACAAAAACGCGAGUUGUAUUUGACGCGUCCUGUCGUGGGUCGAACAACUUAUCGCUCAAUGAUAUUUGCUACAUAGGACCCACCGUUCAGCCCCCGCUUUUAUCGACUCUUAUCAACUUUCGUAUGCCAAAGUACGCAGUGACUGCCGACAUAGAAAAGAUGUAUCGGCAGAUUGUUGUGCAUAAAGCAGAUCGUCCUCUGCAACAAAUUGUAUGGCGUGAACAUGCAAACGAAGACAUAUCCACAUAUCAGCUAAACACCGUCACAUACGGCACUGCUCCUGCUCCUUAUCUUGCUACACGCGUUCUUAAUCAACUGUGCGACGAUGAAGCUGAAAAUUAUCCACUUGCUAAAACAAAGGUGAAAACUACGUUUUACGUCGAUGAUCAUCUAUCAGGGGACGAUGACGAGCAACGAUUGAUAGAAACAAAUAGACAACUGAUCGCACUUCUACAAUCUGGUGGUUUUAUUUUGCGUAAAUGGAACAGCAAUAACAAACAGGUGCUCGCUCACAUUCCGUCAUCAUUGCGUGAUGCUCGAUCUGAAUUGCACAUCAGCCAAUGUGAAUCAGUGUAA
This is a messenger RNA of Wyeomyia smithii (pitcher-plant mosquito), 3294 nucleotides long. RefSeq lists its product as uncharacterized. The record is from RefSeq and is a predicted model, not a curated record. Lineage: Eukaryota; Metazoa; Arthropoda; Insecta; Diptera; Culicidae. The coding region runs from base 1 to 3294 and encodes 1097 amino acids. The transcript is spliced from 6 exons.